CCCCCCGCAGGCGGUUUGGCCUCAUGAAGAAAGUCAAGUGGCAGUUUGGGGAGAAGAACAACAUGAUGUUUUGAAGUAUGACAGAAGUACUGAUGCUGCAUCAGAGGCUAGGAAUAUUAAUGGCCAAAUCUAGCAAUCACAUGGUCUUCUGAAAAAGUCAUGGGUAGCUGUUGUAGCUGUCCAGAUAAAGAAAAUGUCCCAGAUAACCAUCGGAACAAAUUCAAGGUUAUUAAUGUGGAUGAUGAUGGUAAUGAAUUGGGUUCUGGUAUAAUGGAACUUACUGACACAGAACUAAUCUUGUAUACCCGUAAACGAGAUUCUGUCAAGUGGCAUUACCUUUGUCUGCGCCGGUAUGGCUAUGAUUCCAACCUGUUCUCUUUUGAAAGUGGCCGAAGAUGUCAAACUGGACCAGGAAUAUUUGCAUUCAAGUGUGCCCGGGCUGAAGAAUUAUUUAACAUGUUGCAAGAGAUCAUGCAGAAUAACAGCAUAAAUGUGGUUGAAGAGCCGGUAGUAGAAAGGAACCAGCAUCAUCAAACAGAGAUGGAAGUUCCCCGAACUCCCCGAACACCUACCACACCUGGAUUGAGUGGUCAGAGUUUACCUAAUGGGUAUCCAAGAUAUCCCUCCUAUGGAGAUGCUUCAUCCCAUCCCUCCAGCAGGCACCCCUCUGUAGGGAGUGCACGUCUUCCUUCAGUAGGUGAAGAGUCAACACAUCCUUUGCUCGUAGCAGAGGAGCAGGUCCAUACAUAUGUGAAUACCACUGGUGUACAGGAGGAAAGAAAAAACAGGCCGAGUGUGCGUACACCUCUGGAACGAAGGGUUUCUAAUGCAGAAUCAAGCAAGGCAAAGGAAGAAGAAAAUUGUUCUGAGGACGGAGAUGCCCAGGUUGUACUGGAACCUGAAGGAGUUAAAUUUAUUUUGGGCCCAACACCUGUCCAGAGACAAUUAAUGGAAAAAGAAAAACUGGAAUCAAGUGGGAACAGUACUCAAGCUAGUGGGAACAGUACUGAGACUAGUGCGAGCAGCACUCAAGCUAGUGGGAGUAGUAACAGCGAAUGGGACACUGGAUACGACAGUGAUGAACGUAAAGAAGCCUCUUCUGGUAAUAAACUAGCAUACGAAAAUGUAAAUAGAUUGUCUAUACCUAGCGCUCCAGGGCUCAGGAGAGGUCGUCUCAUAUCAUCCAGUACCUCUGAUACCCAGAAUAUCAACAAUUCAGCUCAAAGGAGAACUGCGUUGCUGAAUUAUGAAAAUUUGCCAUCUUUGCCUCCUGUUUGGGAAGCCCACAAGCUAAGUAAAGAGGAUGAUGACAGUUUAGGACCAAAGACCCCUUCUCUGAAUGGCUACCACAACAACUUAGAUCCCAUGCAUAAUUAUGUCAAUACAGAAAACGUAACAGUGCCAUCAAGUGCUCACAAAGUAGAAUAUGCAAGACGGCGGGACUGUACCCCUACGGUCUUUAAUUUUGAUAUUAGGCGUCCGAGUUCAGAACACAGGCAGCUCAACUAUAUACAGGUUGAUCUGGAAGGUGGCAGUGACUCUGAUAACCCUCAGACCCCCAAAACUCCUACCACUCCUCUUCCACAGACUCCAACUAGGCGCACAGAGCUGUAUGCUGUGAUAGACAUUGAAAGAACAGCUGCUAUGUCAAGCUUGCAGAAAGCACUGCCACGAGACGACGGUACUUCUCGGAAAACUAGACAUAACAGUACUGACUUGCCUAUGUGAGCCUGGAAAGCAUUAGUUAAAUUGUUUGCACCUUUGUGAAGUUUUUUUUUAAAUGAAUGAGUGCUCCAUUUUGAUUUUUAAAUAUCACCUUUCAUAGAUUCAAUAGAUUUUUUUCUUAAUAUUUCAUGUGCUUGUUUAACGAAAGGGAAUUUAAGGUAGAGUAUUAAAUAACACUUCUUCAUUGUACAUUUGUAGUAACAGCUUUUGGACAGCAUUGCCAUCUUUUAUAGUGCCUAUUUUAUUGACUGAGAGUUGGAUUAACGUGCCAAUUUUGACAAACCGGUCAUGUGCCUG
This is a messenger RNA of Euleptes europaea (tarantolino), 2022 nucleotides long. It is a transcript of the gene FRS2, whose product is annotated as fibroblast growth factor receptor substrate 2. Gene Ontology annotation, biological process: cell surface receptor protein tyrosine kinase signaling pathway. Gene Ontology annotation, cellular component: cell-cell junction; cytoplasm. The transcript has 7 exons. NCBI's taxonomy places the organism in Eukaryota, Metazoa, Chordata, Lepidosauria, Squamata, Sphaerodactylidae. The coding region runs from base 160 to 1728 and encodes 522 amino acids. The record is from RefSeq and is a predicted model, not a curated record.